AUGAGUGUCCCUAUGCUGAAAAUCGGUGCGGUGCUCAGCACCAUGGCUAUGGUGACUAACUGGAUGUCUCAGACUUUGCCCUCGCUCGUUGGACUGAAUGGAACCAUCAUAUCUCCAGACGGCACACAUGAGAGGAUUGUCAGUGGUUUAUAUCCAGGCUCCGAGGACGGCUGGCAGGUGUACAGCACAGCUUCUGAUCCAGACGGCAGGUGUGUGUGUACAGUGGUUGCCCCUGCCCAAAACCUCUGCAAACGAGAUCCUCGCAGCCGGCAAUUACGCCUGCUGACUGAACAGGUUUGUAACGUGAGCCAGUCCAUGGAGGUGGUGUACCUGCGGACGUCCAGAGAUCUGCAGUAUGUCAGGGACUCGGAGCCGCUGCUGAGGGGAGUGGACGGACGCAUACACUCUUACGCUGCCAACCCGCGCGCUCUGACCGCUAAAGGCCUGCAGGAAUUAAAGGGACAGAUGACUCAGCUGCGCCCCCUUCUUUCAGUGGUGGAACAGUACAAGGCAGACCUGCAGACCUUGGCCACCUUGCGUUCGGAGCUCCUCAACCUGUCAAUCAUUCUGACAGCCAUUCAGGAGGAGAUAGGAGCAUAUGACUAUGAGGAGCUACAGCAGAGGGUUCUGCUGCUGCAGACCAGACUACACACGUGUAUGAACAAAUUAGGUUGUGGUCGUCUGACUGGGGUGAGCAGCCCAAUCACUGUGAGAGCCUCCGGCUCCCGCUUUGGCUCCUGGAUGACCGACGCCAUGAUUCCUAGUUCUGACAACAGGGUGUGGUCUAUGGAUGGCUACUAUAAAGGCAGACGUGUAUUGGAGUACAGGACCAUGGGAGAUUUCACCAAAGGGCAGAACUUUGUACAACAUGUUUUGCCCCAUCCAUGGGCUGGGACUGGUCACGUGGUCUACAAUGGUUCACUGUACUACAACAAGCACCAGACCAACAUCCUGGUACAAUACCAUUUCCGUUCUCGCAGUGUGUUGCUCCAGCGCAGCCUGAACGGAGCCGGCUACAACAACACCUUCCCAUACAGCUGGGGAGGGUUCUCGGACAUUGACCUGAUGGCUGAUGAGUUAGGCCUCUGGGCUGUCCAUACCUCCAUACCAAAUGCUGGCAAUAUACUGGUGAGUCGUCUGGAUUCUCGUUCGCUGGAGGUUCUCCAGAGCUGGGACACGGGGUUUCCCAAGCGCAGUGCAGGGGAGGCGUUCAUGAUCUGCGGCACCCUCUACGUCACCAAUUCUCACUUGGCUGGGGCCAAGGUCCACUUCGCCUACCACACCAAUUCGUCCACAUACGAGUACACCGACAUCCCCUUUCACAACCAGUACUCCCAUAUCAGCAUGAUGGAUUACAACCCAAGGGAGCGAGCUCUGUACACUUGGAACAAUGGACACCAGGUCCUCUAUAAUGUCACACUGUUUCACGUUAUCAGAAGCGAUGGAUAGAUUGGAAGGAUGAGCACAGAGUAAAGAGAGUGAUAGAGAGAUAGCGACAGUGGAUACAUCCUGGUAAUAAAUGGACAUAC
This is a messenger RNA of Lampris incognitus (smalleye Pacific opah), 1529 nucleotides long. RefSeq names its product noelin-2-like. The transcript has 8 exons. The coding region runs from base 1 to 1449 and encodes 482 amino acids. Lineage: Eukaryota; Metazoa; Chordata; Actinopteri; Lampriformes; Lampridae. The record is from RefSeq and is a predicted model, not a curated record. Gene Ontology annotation, biological process: signal transduction.